ACUGCUCGCUUCUUCGGGGGUGCGGUGUCCCUGUGCCCUGCUCUGCUGGCGCAGGCUUGUCGCCGCUGCCGCUGCUUGAGGUGCAGCGGUAGCUGUUGCGGCCUGGCCUUGUUUUCGUUCUAUUUUCACUGAGGAUGAGCCCUUGUGGUGCCCAGCGCGCGUCCUGCCCUGUCCGUCCGAGCCCAUUCAUCUAGCGACUGGUCUCCCUUGCAAUUAUGGAGUUUUAGAAGAAUAAAGGAGUGUGGAGGGGGAAUCCCCCUCUCCACACGUAAGGUAGUCAGUUCACUUCAGAAUUUUCUAUGGACAACAAUAUUUGUUAUAUAUGAUGGUGAAAUAAGACUACUUAAAAUAUAUAUAUUUUUAAGUAUUUAUUUGGAUCAAGUGCCAAACAUAACAUUACAAAGAUUUCUGAUGGCAGCUCAAUAAAACUGGAUUUGCAUCUUUGGAAUUACAAAUCUGUGAAGGCACUGUGUUGUAUACUGAGUUGAGUGCCUUGAUAUUCUUAAUGGUUGUUCCCCUUAAGGAGAGGAGCAGCUUCCGAAGUGAAGAUGAAUUCUCUCAUGCCAGACUGCACUUCUAAGUGUCGAUCUCUACAGCACGCUUUGGAUGUUAUUUCUGUAGUAACCAGAGGAAGUGAAGGCCAGAUCAAAGCCUUUCUUUCUUCUUACUGCUACAAUGCUGCAACUAUAAAGGAUGCCUUUGGUAGAAAUGUUCUACAUCUUGCUUCAUCCUGUGGCAAAAAAGGUGUGCUGGACUGGUUGGUUGAGACCAAAGGAGUGGAUCUGUUGGCAAAAGAUAAAGAGUCUGGAUGGACAGCUUUGCACAGAAGUAUAUUUUAUGGAUACAUUGAUUGUGUUUUGUCACUACUUAAGCAUGGUGUUAGUCUGUACAUUCAAGAUAAAGAAGGCUUAUCAGCCUUGGAUCUUGUGAUGAAAGACAGACCAGUCCAUGUGGUGUUCAAGAAAACUGAUCUCACGGAAGUCUACACGUGGGGAAACAAUAUAAAUUUUACGUUGGGUCAUGGAGGUCAACAGAGUAAACAUCAUCCUGAAUUGGUGGACCUCUUUCCUCGUAACAGCGUGUAUAUCAAACAGGUGGUACUCUGCAAAUUCCACUCGGUGUUCCUUUCCCACAAAGGUCAAAUUUAUACAUGUGGACAUGGACAAGGAGGGCGCCUAGGACAUGGUGAUGAGCAAACAUGCCUGGUUCCAAGACUUGUGGAAGGCUUAAGUAGCCACCAGUGCUCCCAGAUAGCAGCAGCUAAAGAUCAUACAGUUGUUUUAACAGAGGAUGGAUGUGUUUACACGUUUGGUCUAAAUACUUUCCACCAGUUAGGUAUUCUUCCUCCUCCCGCUAAUUGCAGUGUUCCUAGACAGGUUCAGGCAAAAAACCUGAAAGGUAGAAUGGUGGUUGGAGUGGCUGCAGGCAGAUUCCAUACAGUGCUAUGGACUAAGGAAGCAGUGUAUACCAUGGGGCUGAAUGGAGGCCAACUAGGUUAUCUGCUGGAUCCUAAUGGAGAAAAGUGUGUAACUGCGCCUCGACAAGUUUCUGCUCUACACCAUAAGGAUAUUUCUGUGUCACUGGUGUCUGCAAGUGAUGGUGCUACAGUGUGUGUUACUGAAAGAGGGGAUAUCUAUUUACUUGCAGACUAUCAGUGCAAAAAGAUUGCUUCAAAACAACUGAACCUUAAAAAAGUUUUAGUUAAUGGGGGCUAUUUGGAAUACAAGGUAGACACCCAGAAUCUUAAAGAAAAUGGGGGUCAGAAGAUCUGCAUUUUAGCACUGGAUGAAGCUGGAAGAAUUUUUUGCUGGAAGUCAUCUAAUAAUUCCAUGAAGCAAUGUCGUUGGGUGUAUGGCCGACAAGUCUUCAUGUCUGAUGUUGCUCUGAAUAGAAACGAAAUGAUGUUUGUCACACAAGAUGGUGAAGCCUUUACUGGCAAGUGGCUAGAAGAAGGAAGAAAAAUGCUAGAGAAGAGAGCAGAGCUAGUAUCAAGCCUUCCAAAUGCUUCCACUGAAAUGUCUUGUUCCUAUGAUACAAACAAUGUGUAUGAAAGAAUUCGACUUCAGAAACUUGCUUUUGUCCACCGAGCUGUUAGUAUUUCCACAGAUCCUAAUGGAUGCAAUUUUGCUGUUUUACAAUCAGACCCUAAAACAAGUCUCUAUGAAAUUCCGAGUGUGUCACUAUCAAGUUUUGGAGAGGAUUUUGGCAAGCUCUUAGAUGAAACAGAUGAAAUGGACAGCAUCCAUGAUGUGACUCUUCAGAUUGGCACCAGAACUUACGCUGUGCACAAAUACAUCUUGGCUGUACGCUCUGACUUCUUCAAGAAGCUGUUUGUUUCCAGUGAUAGUCAGCUAGAAACUCCAGAUGUCUACCGUAAAGAUGAAGAUGCUGUUGGAUGUGAUCUGUAUGUAAUAGAGAAGGUUCAUCCAGAUCUGUUUGCCUACCUUCUGCAGUUCAUAUACACUGAUACUUGUGAUCUUCUGACUCACGGUUACAAACCGAAAAUCAUACAUAAAGAAAAAUCAGAAGAGUAUCAAGAUACUUUAAUUUCUAACCUGAACAAAAUGAGUUUUGAUGAAGAUGUUAAUAGGAAGUCUGCAUUUGAAAUUUACAGAAAUAAUCAAGUGCAAGUUUUAAAUGAAAAACAGAAGAACAAAUCUAAAAAAGGCAAAAUUGUAGGUGAAGAAGCUAAUCUCAUAAAAACAUUACAGAGUGCUGCAAAAAAAUUUGGACUCAGCAAUUUAAGUGGAAGAUUGGAUGGAGUCAGGUUAGAAAAUGGAAAAAUUAAUGUUGUCAACAGGAAGAAUGGGAACAAACUGAAGUUUAAUCAGAAAAAAUGUUCAUACCUCUGCGAUGUGACGUUGAAGUCUUCAGAUGGAAAGGAAUUCCCUUGUCAUAAGUGUGUACUUUGUGCAAGACUUGAUUAUUUUCACAGCAUGUUAAGCAGCUCGUGGAUUGAGGCUUCCUCUUGUUCUGCUCUGGAAAUGCCAAUACAUUCUGACAUAUUGCAGAUAAUAGUAGAUUACCUGUAUACAGAUGAAGCACUUGCAAUAAAAGAUUCUCAAAAUGUGGAAUUCAUAUGCAAUGUUCUUGUGGUAGCAGACCAACUUCUUAUAUCCAGGCUCAAAGAGAUUUGUGAAGUAGCCAUUGCAGAAAAACUUACUUUAAAGAAUGCUGCUGAGUUGCUGGAGUUCUCAGCAAUGUAUAAUGCUGAACAGUUAAAACUGUCUUGCCUGCAGUUCAUAGGACUCAAUAUGGCAGCUUUGCUUGAAACAAGGACUCUGGAUGUCUUAAGCGAUGAAGUUGUGAAGGAUCUUUCUGUUUAUUACAGGAAAAUGAUUCCUGCUAUGGUCAGGAGGGUAAUUACGCCAUAUCCAGAUGGACCUGACUUAAGUUGUUUUGAGCCUGAAGAGGGAGAGAACUUUGUUUUUAUAAGGGAAGAAAUGAAUACAGAACAGAAUUCUCAGGAAGCUCUUUUCAAAAGGGCAAAAACUAAAGCAAAAAAGAAGCCACGGAAACGCUCUGACAGCUCUGGUGGAUAUAAUCUCUCCGACAUUAUUCAGAGUCCAGCCUCUACAGGCUCCAUAAAACUGGAUAAAACCAACUCAGUAGAAUCACUUCCAGAACUCCUAACAUCUGACUCAGAAGGUAGUUACGCAGGAGUGAGUAGCCCUAGAGACUUGCAGUCCCCUGACUUCACAAAAGUUUUUCAUCCAGAGAGGACUGAGAUGAAAGAUAAAGCAUGCAGUCUGGUUAUGAAAGCCUCUCAGCAGAACAAGGAGAUGAAGUCAAACAAGGGAUUGUCAGCACUGACACAGUCUGUUCCACAGUCCAUUCCCAGUACCAAAAACAGCUCUGCAACCUCUCCCAAUUGGGUAGCAAGCAGCUUCAGCCCUGCCAGCCCUCCUGCUAUGGAUCUAAGAACUAUCAUGGAAAUAGAAGAAAAUAUGCAGAAAUGUGGAACUAUGCCAAAGACAAAUUCAAGCAGAAUGGCUUCUCAUGGAAUUAAGCUUUCUCAGAAGCAAAGGAAACUGAUUGCACUGGCAGCAAAGGAUAGUGGGUCAGUAACUACCAGCACAGAGCCUACUCCACUAAUAACCAUACCACCCACACCUACAAAAGUUGUGAAGCUAGGAAAUGCAUGGUCAUCUUCAUUGCAUUCUGCUUUGCCGAAAUCAUUCCGUGAUCUUGUAAUGGAGGAAGAAAAAUACAUGAGUGCAAAUAAUUUGCCUGGUACUCCUACCAAGAGAGCUGGAUGUAAAGGAGCUGAGGAUUCACCAGUCCAAAGCACUACAAGAUGUGUGGCUCGAAGUAGCCCAGGUCCAGAAAGCCACGUUUUGGAUUCUCCUCAGCUGGAGAGCCAUAAUCCUUGGUUGGCAACACCACCAACUAACUCUCCUGUCAUGGCACCUGUCAUGUUUGCAUCUAUUGUAGAGGAAGAGCGCCAGCAAGAAGCUGCUCUUAUUAGGAGCAGAGAAAAACCCUUGGCUUUGAUCCAGAUUGAGGAGUGUGCUAUUCAAGAUUUGUUAAUCCACUAUGAAGCUUUUGACAACCCUGAAGAAUUUGUGACUGUUGAAAGGGCUCCACAGGGACCUAUGGCCACACCUAUGUGGAACAAGCACUAAUUCGUACUGUUAACAGCACAUAUUAUACAUGCACUUCUGAAAUCCUCAUUACAAUCAGAAUGAGACUGGUAAAACAUAAAUCAUGUAACUUUUAACAUCAGCAUUAAAAAUUGCACAUAAUCAGUAGGUAUUUGGUAGAGAUAAUGGAAGUAAUUUGUUCACUGUGUCUUUCACCCACAACAUGUUUUGUAUGUAUGGUUUGAGAGAAUUUCUUCAACAAGUCCUGUUUAAUUAGUAGUGUCACAUGAAGCUGUAGAUUGGAAAUGCGUUUGCUAAUUUAAAUAGUGAAGGUAUUUUGUUGAACUUACAGGUGGCUGAAAAGCGAGUGCUUAUUUUGUGAUUUAAUGUGGAAUUGAUUGUGCAGAAUUAUACAUCUUUAAAGUUUAUUUGGGGGGUUACGUUCUUCAGAGCUUUCUGGCAAAUUGGGAGUAUAGCAAAAAGUUCGUGCUUGAACUUGAUGUAAAAGUACAGUUUGAUAAUGCAGUUUUCCUUAACUAGUGUAAGUAUGUGCUGGUUUUCUGACUGCUGUGACCAGUACGUCUUACUGUCAUGCUCCACAAUGAACCUCUGUGCUGUACCUAAGUGCCCAACCAUUGCCUGCUAUCAGUUUGGUUAUGCAUGUUCUUUUCACUGUUGUGAGACUGGCCUUUGAGCAGUCAGUUCCAUUGUGAAGUGAAGUACACAGUUGAAUACAACAUGGUGGCACUUAAUUAGCUCAUCUGUAGUCUUAUUCUGGUAAAUAUGGUACAGUUUUAGAAUCACUGUGUUUAAGGUACGAUUCACUUGAAGUGGUGAGGAAAUGCAAGAUCUGUACAUUCGUUGUUAAAGCUAGAGCUACAAGGAUGAAUGCUUGAUUUUGUGGAAUUUGUAAAUGCCUAACCUUGCAAAGAUCAUAGGUGGCUUUCAGUAUUGUGUUUUCUGAAGUUCUCUGUGCCUGGUUUAAAAAAUUUGUAUAUGUAUGUAAAAGAAAAGAAAAAAGGAUAGCCUUAUCUACAAUAUUCUGUUUAGUUUGUCUGUUUGCAUAGGUGUGUUUGAACUUCUACUUUUUCAAUAGUGUCAAUACUCACAAACUCUGGAAAACUGGAAUUGAGAGAGCUGCAGAUGAUGAAUGUAGAGAAUUGAUCACUGUGUGAUAAGAGUUGAGUCUUGGAAAAACGCUGUGUAGAUAUGUCUAAUGGUUUCAGGUUAAGCUACACCAAAAAAUCCUCCACAAAAGUUGUAAACAAAUGCAAUAAACCAUAAAACCUUGAUUUACCCAAAGUUAGUAUACUUUUACAUACUGUUUAUAUACAAUGAAUACUUUAGGUAAGUAUAGAGUAAUACGAAAGUACUUGUGCUAUGUAUGAAAAAACUGUAGCCAUUUUGGAGCUACACAGAAAAAAGAUGAUGUGGAUUUUAAUUAUAUUUUAAAUUCUACUGGUGAUUCUUUCAAUAUACUGAUAAUUUCAUUAAGUGAAACUAUCUUUGGAGAAGGCUCCAAGGAGACCUCAUUGUGGCCUUCCAGUAUUUGAAAGGAAUGUAUAAACAGGAGGAGGAAUGACUGUUUACGAAGAUGGAUAGUGAUAGGACAAGGGGGAGUGGUUUUAAACUGAGACAGGGGAGGUUUAGGUUAGAUAUUAGGAGGCAGUUUUUCACACAGAGGGUGGUGAUGCACUGGAACAGGUUGCCCAAGGAGGUUGUGGAUGCCCCAUCCCUGGAGGCAUUCAAGGCCAGGCUGGAUGUGGCUCUGGGCAGCCUGGUUUGCUGGUUGGCGACCCUGCACAUAGCAGGGGGUUUGAAACUUGAUCAUCAUUGUGGUCCUUUUCAACCCAGGCCGUUCUAUGAUUCUGCAAAGAGCUUUGCACGAUUCAAUGCGCAGGGCCUUAGUCUGCUGCAUCAAUCCUUUGAGAUUGAAAGAAAGCUUAUGUAUUUUGAUAAACAGCUAUAAAAGCACUAGGCUUUUCCAAGCCUGAACCCCAUUUGUUAAAUCACUUGGAUGUUGCUUAUAUGCACUUCAAUUCUUUUAUUCAAAAUCGUUUAGGAUAUGUUGUUUUAAAUGUCAUUCUUAAGUUGUUAUCAGAGAAUUCCUGUUCCCACAUGCUGAUGAGCUUGACUGCUUUUAAAGUCUGGGUUUAUUGCAGUAGUUUGUUUAUUCUUUGUCACUGAUUCUAGGCUGAGUAAGCUUAGUUUCUAUUUUUAUUUCAUCAAAACUUUGAAUUGAAGAGUCUAAAAUGCCUGGAAUGUAGUUAAAUCUGUCAAAGUUCUAGAAACAGAAACGGGAUUUUCUAACUCGCUGUAUGUGCUUUUGCAUACAUGACAGCCCAAACAAAAAUGCAGAACAAGGCAGUUGUUUCAACAGAUGUAAAUAUCUUUUCGAUGGAAGUGGUAGGACUUGAAAUUUUCUUCAGUUACAUACUUUGCUUUGAUCUAAAACAGUAUCGCUUCCUGAGAUUAAUGUCAUGUCAGUCUUAACUGCGUCAUCAUUGAGACUGAAAUAAACCUCUGAAGAUUACCUAGUCCAACCUGUCCAGCCCAAACCGGCUCAACUGAGAAGUCUGUCUCUAUUUUCUUCCCCUUUGCCCGUUUGACUAUUUGUACACUUUAUUAACCCUGAACCUUCUCUUCUCCUGACUGACCAAUCCCCACUCUUUUAGUCUUUCCUCAUACUGAAAUAUAUUUCAAAAUCAAAACUUCACAACAGAUUUUUUGCACAUAAGCACUUUUUCUUUUCUCUUCCAUUAUUGAUCUCUUAAACAUCAGAUACUUUUGAAAGAAUUGAAAGAUAAAUAAAACGUCAAAAUUUAUUUACAAAGGCUUCAGCGAAGUUUUGUGCUACAGGGAAGUAAUGCUAUGCCUUCAAAGUUCUGAAGUUUAAAUGGCUGUUCUUUCUCCCUCAUUUUAAAUAGUUGGAAUAGAGAAACUUCAUGUUCUCUCAACAGUGCUCAGCUGAAAAAUUUCACUGUCUAUUCCAGUAUUAGAGUAGCGUUCUUCAGCUGCUUAACAAUAUGAACUUUGUUGCUGAAAGAGAUGCUUAUUCUGAUGUACACGAUUUAAGUCAGAACAGUUACUGGAUUAUUAGAUCAUCUUCAGAAUACGAAGGUAAAAGAUUGAUUUUAAAAUGAAGCAACGUUGCCUCUAAGCAUUUAACUUUUAUGAUAACAUCAGAGAAUGAGCAAGGUUGACGUGCUAGCAUUACAACGACCUUUGCGGUAACAGGAAACUGGUUUACAAAGGUAUCAAAUGGUCUCAGAUAGGAUACCAUGCAUUGUAAUCCACCACAACUCUGUAGAACUCCAUUAAAGAGCCUGUUAAUUGAAUUAUUUCAUCUACAAAGCACAGUGCCCUUCACCUUGGUGACAUGUGGAUGAGGUACCAAAAGGUGAGUGUCCCUUGUUGAGGUUAUAGCUGUGACAAACCUCAAAAAUGCUCAGAGGGGAGGAACCCAGCAGAGCUUGCUUGAAUACAGAAAUCUUUGUGACCACUGACUAGUGCUAUGAAACCUGAAACUUCAUUGAGAUUAGUCAUAUGUCUGCUAAUUUCUAAACCCAGUGAGAGCAAUAUAGUAAGUAUUUCUAUGAAUGUUCUUGGAGGAACGUUAUGGGCAGGAUCUGAAGAUACAUUCAAGAUUUAAACUCAAACUUGAAACUUUGUUUUGUUUCUUUUUUUCUUACUCAUUACCUGCUUUCUAGGUUAACCUAGCCUGGAAUACUUACACUCCUGGUUUUAUUCUAGGAAUGUUAUUUUACGUAUUUAACUUUGGAAGUACUUAACUGUAGAAAACCAACAAAUUUGCAUGACUGUAAUAUUAUGUUCUGUAUGAAAAUGUUUUUAGUAACAAUACAGCAAAGCAGUUCCCUGAGUUCAGGGAGUGC
This is a messenger RNA of Lagopus muta (rock ptarmigan), 8476 nucleotides long. It is a transcript of the gene IBTK, whose product is annotated as inhibitor of Bruton tyrosine kinase. Bases 549 to 4625 code for a protein of 1358 amino acids. Gene Ontology annotation, cellular component: cytoplasm; nucleoplasm. The transcript is spliced from 29 exons. Gene Ontology annotation, biological process: negative regulation of protein phosphorylation. NCBI's taxonomy places the organism in Eukaryota, Metazoa, Chordata, Aves, Galliformes, Phasianidae. Gene Ontology annotation, molecular function: protein kinase binding; protein tyrosine kinase inhibitor activity. The record is from RefSeq and is a predicted model, not a curated record.